This is a messenger RNA of Oncorhynchus mykiss (rainbow trout), 7136 nucleotides long. The record is from RefSeq and is a predicted model, not a curated record. NCBI's taxonomy places the organism in Eukaryota, Metazoa, Chordata, Actinopteri, Salmoniformes, Salmonidae.
GUGAGUUCUCGCUCUGUCGGUUGAAGAGACAUGGAUUCGGUGCUGCUGCUGAUCAUGUUCAUGUCCCAUUAUAGUCACACACCAGCAUCUCUGCUCUAGCAGGCUUUUUUAACGUCGGUCACCUCUAAACCUACUGACAAACGGGGAUAUAUUAUAUGCUCUCUUUUUUUAUUUUCUCUCUCUUUCGGUCUCAGUCGCAAUCUCUCGAUCGCUUAUCGGUGAGAAAGAGGUAGGCAGGCUUGUUUCCCCGUGGAAGAGGGCAGCCUAUAGCGGGGGCCAAGGGCAUUUACUCCGUGGUCUCGUUGUCUGGAUGGUUUCUGAUUCUGGUGAUUUGUAUAAUAUUUAAUUUGAAUCAUGGCGACUGAUUCCCCUGCCCGGAGUCUGGAUGAGAUCGACCUGUCUGCUCUACGGGACCCAGCAGGCAUCUUUGAGCUGGUGGAGUUGGUGGGCAAUGGAACCUACGGACAGGUGUACAAGGGUCGUCAUGUCAAGACAGGGCAACUUGCGGCCAUCAAGGUCAUGGAUGUCACCGGGGAUGAGGAAGAGGAGAUUAAAGGGGAGAUCAACAUGUUGAAGAAGUACAGCCACCAUCGGAACAUUGCCACCUACUACGGUGCCUUCGUCAAGAAGAACCCUCCUGGCAUCGACGACCAGCUAUGGUUGGUGAUGGAGUUCUGUGGGGCGGGCUCAAUAACAGAUCUGAUUAAGAACACCAAGGGGAACUCACUGAAGGAGGAGUGGACUGCCUACAUCUGCAGAGAGAUCCUCAGGGGUCUAACCCAUCUCCACCAGCACAAGGUCAUCCACAGAGACAUCAAGGGUCAGAACGUCCUGCUGACGGAGAACGCAGAGGUCAAACUGGUGGACUUUGGUGUGAGCGCCCAGCUGGACCGGACGGUGGGGAAGAGGAACACCUUCAUCGGGACUCCCUAUUGGAUGGCUCCUGAGGUCAUAGCCUGCGACGAGAACCCUGAGGCCACCUACGACUUUAAGAGUGACCUGUGGUCUCUGGGUAUAACAGCUAUAGAAAUGGCAGAAGGAGCCCCUCCGUUGUGUGACAUGCACCCAAUGAGAGCCCUCUUCCUGAUCCCACGAAACCCCGCCCCCAGACUCAAGUCCAAGAAGUGGUCUAAGAAGUUCCAGUCCUUCAUUGAGAGUUGCUUGGUGAAGAGUCAUGGUCAGAGACCCAGCACAGAGCAGCUGUUGAAGCACCCCUUCAUCAGAGAGCUGCCCAACGAACGACAGAUCCGCAUCCAACUGAAGGACCACAUCGACAGAACCAAGAAGAAACGUGGAGAGAGGGAUGAGACAGAAUAUGAGUACAGCGGGAGUGAAGAGGAGGAAGAGGAGCGAGACGUGGGGGAGCCAAGCUCAAUCAUUAACAUCCCUGGUGAGUCGACGUUAAGGCGGGACUUCCUGCGUCUGCAGCUGGCCAAUAAGGAACGCUCUGAGGCUCUGAGGCGCCAGCAGUUGGAACAACAGCAGAACGAGGAACACAAGCGCCUCCUACUGGCCGAACGACAGAAACGCAUAGAGGAGCAGAAAGAGCAGAGGAGGAGACUGGAGGAGCAACAGUGCAGGGAGCGUGAGUUGAGGAAGCAGCAGGAGAGAGAACAGAGGAGGCGCUAUGAGGAGAUGGAACAACUACGGAGAGAUGAGGAGAGGAGGCACGCGGAGAGAGAACAGGAGUAUAUCCGUAGACAGCUGGAGGAGGAACAGAGACAGUUAGAGAUCCUACAGCAACAGCUUCUACAGGAGCAGGCUCUACUGCUGGAGUAUAAGCGUAAGCAGAUUGAGGAACAACAUCAAGCCGAGAGACUACAGAGACAGUUACAACAGGAGAGAGCCUACCUGGUGUCUCUACAACAGCAGCAACAACAACAAAACCAAGAUGGCCGACCAGGCGAGAAGAAACCUCUGUAUCACUAUAAAGACUCAGCUAGUCCUACUGACAAACCUGCAUGGGCUAAAGAGGUCUUGAAGCAGCAGCCACACCCCCAGAUCAUCUCACCCCGCCCUUUCCUCAGACAAAGUCACUCCUUCAACCAACCUUCAUCCCCCAUUCCCUCCCACGCCAACCUCCCUCGCCGAGCCCCCUCCGACCCCACCCCUCCCCCUCACAUCCGUAUCUCCCUGGAGACCAGGGAUCUAGUAGAUCCUGUUCUGAAACAGGAGAUCAGCCAGCAGGUUAGAGAGAUGAGAGCUCAGAAAGCCGAUCAGAGGGUGGUCAGACAGAAAGAAAGAGGACGCAAUACCGGAGCCAACCACCAGGGGGUACCACACAACAAGGGGAGGCCAAAAGGGCCUAGCGAAGCCGGUCAGAAGGCUGGUCAGCAAGACCGAGGACGCAGUCCCAGACCUAAACACCCAGGGCCACAACACAACCCCAACCAGGGGCUAAAGCAUAAUGGGAAGGGGCAACAGGCUGGCUUUAACCGAGGCCCCAGCCCUAACCCCAAACCCAACCAAGCCCCAAAAGAGAGCCCCAUCUCUAAUCCCCAAGCCCCUAAACAAGAGGCCCUCAAUGGGCCAGCCUGGGCACCCAGCUCCAGCCCCAACCAGGGACAUAACCUGGGGGUGAAAGACCAGGGGCAGAUAUGGGUCAGUGGCCGUAGUGGCAGCUCCAUCUCCCCCUGUCGUAGAAUAGACAUAGAAGUAAAUGACAUAGAUGUAGAAAUAGACUCCUCUUCCUCCUCUCAUUCUAAUUCUUCUUUCCUCUACCCCUCUCCUGAUCAUGAUCUUAGAGGCAGCUCUCUGUUUCCCUGUCGUAUACUAGAUGUAGAAAUAGAUGAACUAGAUAUAGAAAUGGAGGAACUAGAAAAGAGGGAGUUGGAUUGUUGGAGGUAUAGAGAGGAGGAGAGGGAAAGGGGUAGAGAGGGAGGUGUGGGGGGUUUGAGGAUGGCUUCCAGCCAUGAGAGUCUGUUGGGAUCCUAUGGGGGUCAUACGAAUUCUGACCUCUACCCCCGACCCCUAACCCCUGACCUCUCAGCCUCUGCACCGGCAGGCCGGCUACGCCCUUUCCUGUCCUCCAAUCAAAAUCACUUCCUGGCUCCUGAAUCCUCCAAGCAGAGUCCGUUCCUCCAAGUCCCCGGCUGGGCACCUCCCCCUCUGAACAGAGUGAAGUCAGAGGUGGAGGAGCGGUCCAAGCUGAACAGACAGAGUUCUCCAGCGCUGCAGCAUAAGGCCGUCUCCAGCCGGGUCUCUGAGGCCUCCCUGCCUCCUCGCUCCGAGUCCUUCAGCACUGCAGGGAUGCAGCCGGCCCGCACCCCACCAACACACCGCCCAGUUGAACCACAGAUGGCCCACCUGAUUCCAGUGAAGACCAUGACAGGCUCUCAGUCUCUGCAGGAGAGCAGAGGGGGAGAGGCAGGAGGGAUGGGGAGGAGAGGGGAGGAGGGGGGAGGCAUGCCCCCCCGCCAGAACUCUGACCCCACCUCUGACUCGAACCCCGCCCCUCCACCUCGUACCACUAGCCGGGAGGACGAUGAGCUUCCCCCUAAGGUCCCUCAGAGAACCACCUCCAUCUCCCCAGCACUGAUGAGGAAAAACUCCCCCAACGCACAGGGACUCAUACGAGACAGUCAUCCAGACCUGAGAGCUUCAGAGUUGUGUCUCGAUACUGCUCUACAGAGGUCCUCUCACUCCUCCUCCUCAUCCUCACCUUCAUCACAGAGAGGUCCACCAGUCCAGGAGACCUCCCCCCCAGCAGAAGCCACUCAGGAGGUCAGGAUCAGACCGGAGGAGGGGCGAGACUCAGGCAGACCCAGCAGACCUGCCAGCUAUAAGAAAGCCAUAGAUGAGGACCUAAGUGCGCUGGCUAAGGAGCUGAGAGAUUUGAGGGUAGAGGAGGGCAGUAGACCUCCAGUGAAGGUGAGAAAGGUGACGGACUACUCAUCCUCGAGUGAGGAGCGGUCAGAGAGCAGCGACGAGGACGGAGAGACGGGGCAAGAUGGGACUGUGGCCGUCAUGCCACAGCAGGGUGAAGCAUAUGAAGGUUUGACUGAAGAACCUCUGGCAGGCUCCUUCAACACAACACAGGAGAGCACUCUGAUCAUGACAGAGGCGGAGGAGAGGAGGAGGGCAGCAGGCCAUGGUGAGAGCAACGGGUUCCAUAGCAACCAUCACGGCAGCAGUAACCACGGCAAUCUCCCUGACCUGGUCCAGCAGAGCUCCUCCUCUUCACCCUCAACCCUGGAUGCACUGAAAGAGCAAUUUGGAUCUAAAGCCUCCAGCCCAUUCGGUGACCCACGGUCCUAUCAGACCUCCCCUACUGAAGAUGAGGAAGAGAGCUCAGCUGGUCUGUUCACCAGUGAGUUGCUGCAUCAGGAGCAGGCCAGACUAGCCGAGGCCAGAAAGAUCAGCGUGGUCAACGUCAACCCAACCAACAUACGACCUCACAGUGACACGCCUGAGAUACGCAAAUACAAGAAGCGCUUCAACUCUGAGAUACUGUGUGCUGCUCUCUGGGGUGUGAACCUGCUGGUGGGGACAGAGAAUGGUUUGAUGUUGCUUGACCGUAGCGGUCAGGGGAAGGUCUAUAACCUGAUAACCAGGAGACGCUUCCUACAGAUGGACGUCCUGGAGGGACUUAAUGUCCUGGUUACUAUAUCAGGGAAGAAGAAUAAGCUGCGUGUGUACUACCUGUCCUGGCUGAGGAACAGGAUACUCCACAAUGACCCAGAGGUGGAGAAGAAGCAGGGCUGGGUCACUGUAGGAGAGCUGGAGGGCUGCGUACACUACAAAGUCGUAAAGUACGAGAGGAUCAAGUUCCUGGUGAUCGCUCAGAAGAACGCAGUGGAGAUCUAUGCCUGGGCCCCCAAACCCUACCACAAGUUCAUGGCCUUCAAGUCGUUCACUGACCUGCAGCACCGCCCCCAGCUGGUUGACCUGACGGUGGAGGAGGGGCAGAGGUUAAAGGUCAUCUACGGCUCCAGCCUGGGCUUCCAUGUCAUCGACGUCGACUCUGGCAACCCUUACGACAUCUACGUCCCCUCACACAUUCAGACCCAGGUGACUCCCCAUGCCAUCGUGAUUCUUCCUAAGACAGACGGGAUGGAGAUGUUGUUGUGUUAUGAAGAUGAGGGAGUCUACGUCAAUACCUAUGGACGCAUCACUAAAGACGUCGUGCUGCAGUGGGGAGAGAUGCCUACUUCUGUUGCCUAUAUCCACUCUAGCCAGAUCAUGGGCUGGGGGGAGAAGGCCAUAGAGAUCAGGUCUGUGGAGACAGGACACCUGGACGGGGUCUUCAUGCACAAGAGAGCCCAGAGACUCAAGUUCCUGUGUGAGAGGAAUGACAAGGUGUUCUUUGCAUCGGUGAGGUCUGGAGGCAGCAGUCAGGUCUUCUUCAUGACCCUCAACCGUAGCUCCAUGAUGAACUGGUGAAACUAACUCCUCCCACCAUCUUCCUAUUGGAAUGCUCAGCUGUCGAUCACGGGCCAACUCUAAUUUCAGACGCCAAUUAAAACAAUGGACCAAGAGAAUCAAAUCGCACCCUGAACCCUGAAAGUCCAACACUGAAUCUAACUGAGAGAAUCAAACGCUGAAUGAAUCGAACGCUGAGGGAAUCAAAUAUCAAAUCAGUGUGAAAGAAUUGAAGUGUAAAUGAAUCAGGCUCUGAGAGAAUCAAACUUGAAGACAGUGAAACACUGAGAGACUACAACACUGUAACAGACUUAAAGGACUAUAAAGAAUGAAAUAAUAAAGAGAUACAUGACUAUUAUGAAGAGGAGUCUGAAGGUAGAGGAGUGUUUAGAUAAAGGGGGCGCUGGUUUCCCGGUUUUCCAAGAUCUCGACUACCGUCUGUGGAGACGAACCGGAACUUCCGGAUCCUAAUCUUUCUUUCUCUCCUCCACUUCAUCCUUCACUUCCCCCCUCUCUCCACCACUCCACCCCUCUUCUCUAAAAUAUUGGCUAUGUCCCUUUAAAACAAAAUCCCCGCCUCUGUCUCCCUCCUCUUCUCCUCCUGUCCCUCUGUCUCCCUCUUCUCCUCCUGUCCCUCUAUCCACUCUGAAGUCUUUCAAUUCUCAAGGUGCUGCAUCAGAUUAACUGUUAAAACAAAACAAGAAUAACAACAUUCUGCUGUUUACUAGAAAUAUGCUUUCAUUCUGUCUUUUAAAUAACACAUUGUUCAAGUUUUGUUUCUUGUUUCUUUAGGUACUUUAAAAUGACUUUUGAAUUGUAAUGUGAAGAACUUGAUAACUUGCACAGCACACUGCUAGUUUCUGCCGUUCAGUUUGUGUGUUUUAUGUUAUGCUGAAAUGCCAGAGUAAAACCUGAUUCAACUGAGAAUCAUUUGAGAAUUGUCUGAGAAUGAACCACUCUGUGUCUGUCUGUCUGUCUUAUCUGUCUCUGUGUGUAAAGAAUUAUUGUGUAAAGCUGUCUCCCACCUGAUUGGUCUGGUCUGAUUGUGACUCCUUCCUGUUUGUACGGUGCCAAGCAUGAUGAAGCCAUCUGAUUUAUCUACUGUUGUUUUGUUCACUCUUUCUGUUGGUUUACCAUUUUAUAUUAACUAUUUCAUAGCAUCUUAUGUCCUUAGAUUGAACAUUAUCAUUUUAUCUUAAACAAAACUUAAUUUAUAAAAAAAUUAAAUAAUGUUUGACAUUUUAUUAAAUACAUUUGCAUUUCUGAAAACAAAGACGAGAACAUCUGAAGCUGUUUUCUUUAAUGCUUUUAAGCCAUGCUGUAGAACUCCAUUACCCAGAAUGCAACAGUUCUGUGAGGUAUGCGUGUGUGGGUCAUGUAUGUAUAUUUAGUGACUGCAAACACAUUCAUCAAAGAAAUAUUACAUUCACCGAGACCCACUCCCUCAAAUUACAAACAAGUGCAGGGGAAACCCUUUUGUCCGGGAAAUUAAACUUCCAGACUGCUCCUUUAAAUGUCAUGCUUAAGUUACUGCUUAAGUUACUGUUAUGGAGACAGGUUGCUUUUUAGAAUGUUAGCAAUAAAGAGUUGUGUGUGUGUGUGUGUGUGUGUGUGUGUGUGAUACACCUCUAUCUGGUGAACAGGCUGCUGAUCACUACUUUUGGACUCUUUAAAAUAAAAACUCUAGACCUCUUUGUUUCUGAAUGACAAACUCAUCACUAAUGUUUUGGUUUCUAUGUUUUGUAAAACAGUCAAAUAAAUGAUACUAGAACAUU